AUGGUUAAAACUGCUACGGAGAAUAACCCCUGCGCAUCUGUCGCAAGUGACAUUUGCGCUCUGUUCACUGCUUUACAAAAUGACAAUAGUAAGAAGGCCAUUUUGACUAAUCUGACCAAGUUAUUUCUUCUGCUGUACAAUGAACGGCUGAAGAGGAAAUUGUUGUAUGGCUCAAGGGAGGAGACGCGUUGCAGUGAUGACGAAGAGGACAACGCCAGUUUGAGAAGGAUCUUCAAGAAUGAUCUCAUUAUACUGGACACUGGGAAGAAGGAUUACACAAAAUACGAGCUGUGGCUGAACGAAUGUUACGAUAAAUUUUUAAAUAUGCUCUUUGAGUUACUUAGCCAUAGUGAUGAAGUUCUUGUAACAAAGAGUUUGUCCCUGCUGUUUGGUAGUCUCCAAUUUGAAUCCAAGAUAUAUAAUAGAAUAACUACCGAAAUGGGAAAGGGAGCUAGCCAAGUGGGGACAAACCUGCACAGUAAAAUUCCCACUCAUGUACGUGGUACUCCUCGAAAUGAGACGAAUAUCGCCAGCCACUGGGGGGAUGGCAGACCUAAGUUUAUAAAACAAAACGAGAUGAAAAGCAAUUUGAUGAAAGCGUUUCCCAUUAAACUUUUUAGAAAAAUAAUCUUCCAUCUGCUGAAAAUUGAUCAAAUUAGCAUCAGCACGAUAAAAUAUAUUUGCAAAAUAUAUUUGUGCUUUUAUUACGAUUUGAACUAUUAUUUUUUGUCCAUCUUGAAAUCCUUUUGCAUUUUGAGGAAGGAUCUCCGGGAUGAGAAGUUCUAUGGAGACGAUGUUGUGGCCAGAGAGGAUCAUUUAUCAGCAGAGAGAGGACACAACGAAGGAUUCACCACGAAAGAGCAAGUGGGACGAGGAGGUAAAGACAUAUUAAGGGAUAACCCUAAUACAAACCUGUUCAUAUUUAGCAUUUUAAUUAACUCUAUAAAACCGGAAAAGAAAACUAAAGACGCCCACAUUAGGAGGAAAGAUUACUUGAAGAGAGGCAGAAUUGACGAAUUAUUCUUCGACCUAAAUGACGAGGAGUUGAGAGGAUUGGCGAAAAGGAAGAAAAAGAAGAGACGUAUUUUCCGAAGGAAGGAGGAGAAAAUGCCAUACGACAAGGUCGAAAUGAAGAAAACGUUUUACAACUACGACACGGAUGACAGCAUUGUGCACUCGUCUGGCGAAGAAUCGGACGGUGCAUCUUCCCGCGAGGGAGACAGCAGCACAGGUGUAAGCGACACAGGACAGGGUGCCAAUUUUUUACGAAACGCGAACCUAAUGCACGGUACAAGCUUCAGCGACGAAGAAUUUGACCCAGAUAAGGUAGAAGAUUAUGUCAUUAGUCCAAAGAGGAAGAAAAAAAUCCAACUCAAAUUGAAAAACAGAAAGAAUAAUUUAUUUAUAAGUGAAAAUGUCGAUAAAAGGAUUUACGCCAGAUUGUAUACAAGUUGCUGGUUCUACUUUAUAACCUCAUUUAACCACAGACAUUCGAUGGUUCUCCAGUUAUUGCACUCCAUUCCACUGUUUGUAUUUCCAUACACAAAUAAUCCUUUCUACCUUAUCGACUUUUUCAACUAUUCCUUUUACUCGUCCCAGGGUUUGUACACAUCACUGGCUGCUCUUCCAGGCAUGUUUUACAUCCUGACGGACUUAAACGUUGGGAAUUUGCUGCAAGGGGGGGGAGGGACGGGGAAAUCCGAGGAGGGUAGUGACCGAAUUGAUGAAGAAAUGAACGGGGGAGAAAGCGAGGAGGAGGGCGAAGGAAAAAAUGAAGAGCCAACUGAACAGAGAAUUGCCCCCAAAAGGAACCACCCAGACGAAGGGGAGAACAAGUUGAACGAUAAUAUGUACACGGAUUACUACAAGAGGCUAUUCGAGCUGAUAACACCAGCGAGCUUCUACUAUGCCGAUACGAGCUUCUUAAAGAUAAUUCACGCAUCUAUAAAGAACCAAAUGAUCCCACUGCACUACGUCAUAUCCUUUUUGAAGAAACUUCUGCGAGUAGCUUGCCUGACCUCCUACAACGUGUCGAUAAACAUCCUCAGCGUGGUGUAUGACUCCAUGAAUUAUUUCCACAGCGAAUUAAAAGAGGCCAUGUCCCUUUCCGCCUCGGUUUUUAUGAACCUAGAAAUUAAAGAGGAUUUAUUUUGCUAUCAAGAUUUGGGCAAAAAUUUUGAAAAAAAAAAAAUCGUCCAAAUGUUGUGCGAUGGAGAUGAAGGGGAUACAGAUGGGAAUGUAGAUAGAAAUGGAGAUGGCAAUGCAGAUGAAAAUGCAGAUGGGAAUGUAGAUAGAAAUGGAGAUGGCAAUGCAGAUGAAAAUGCAGAUGGCAAUACAGAUGAAAAUGCAGAUGGCAAUGCAGAUGGCAUUGCAGAGGGCGAAUUCAUGACUAGUUUGGUUCACUCGGAGGGGGAGGACGAGUGUGAUCAUCAAGUCGCGGCACCAAACGGGGUCGAUAACCAUCUGUGCGCGGAACUGCGCGUAACGGAGAAGGACAUCACCCUUCUGCAAGCCACCGAUGCGACGCCGGAACUCAAUUCGACCAAAAAGCUGUUCAGCCUGCAGGAGUGCCUGCCAGACAAGUAUCAAAUAAAUUUGAACACUCUGAACAGGAAGGAGCUGUACAUGGCCAACCACAUAUUUUACGAAAUAAUUUUGCUGAACAACCAUUUGUGCGAGAAUUUGAAACAAUACUCGAAUGUGUAUCACUACAGCUUCGGCAGCGAUUCGUUUGCCAAACCGCAAACUUUUUACACGAACCCGAGUAAGUUAAAUUUGCAGAUGGAGAGUUCCCUUUUUGGCUUUCUAAAGAAUUUUUUGAGCUUUAAAAAGAGGAAAGAGGCGGAUAUAGUGCCUUGUGUGGAGAGGAAAGGUUUUUCAACGGUCUUCCUAUGA
Molecule: messenger RNA, 2895 nt
Organism: Plasmodium inui San Antonio 1
Lineage: Eukaryota; Apicomplexa; Aconoidasida; Haemosporida; Plasmodiidae
Exons: 1
Coding region: 1-2895 (964 amino acids)
Biological process (GO): ribosome biogenesis
Cellular component (GO): nucleolus; Noc4p-Nop14p complex; small-subunit processome
Source: RefSeq, a predicted model, not a curated record